Molecule: messenger RNA, 990 nt
Organism: Malus domestica (apple)
Lineage: Eukaryota; Viridiplantae; Streptophyta; Magnoliopsida; Rosales; Rosaceae
Product: small ribosomal subunit protein uS7
Biological process (GO): translation; ribosomal small subunit assembly
Cellular component (GO): ribosome; cytosolic small ribosomal subunit
Molecular function (GO): rRNA binding; structural constituent of ribosome; mRNA binding
Source: RefSeq, a predicted model, not a curated record
AAGGUAAACUAGACCCGACCCGAGAUCCAAAGCCCUAGCUGAUAAAAUGACCCUCUUCCUCUCACUCUUAGCCGUUUCCUAGUCUUCAGCGAUUCAGCACGCCCUCCCCGGCACCUCUCGCUCACUCGUCUGAAAUUCGAACCUCUCGAACCAUGGCUGCUGCUGAUGUACCUCUUCCUGUAGCCGAACCAACGCAGCCUCACUAUGACGUGAAGCUGUUCAACAAGUGGAGCUUUGAUGAUGUCCAGGUCAGUGACAUUUCACUGGCGGAUUACAUUGGAGUUGCACCUUCCAAGCAUGCAACUUAUGUACCUCACACUGCUGGGAGAUACUCAGUCAAACGAUUCAGGAAAGCUCAGUGCCCUAUUGUGGAGAGGCUUACAAACUCUCUCAUGAUGCACGGGAGAAACAAUGGAAAGAAACUCAUGGCUGUCAGGAUUGUUAGGCACGCGAUGGAAAUUAUCCAUUUGCUAACUGAUCUGAACCCAAUCCAAGUUAUUGUUGAUGCUGUCGUUAACAGUGGUCCACGUGAAGAUGCAACUCGUAUUGGAUCUGCUGGAGUGGUUAGGCGUCAGGCUGUGGAUAUCUCACCUCUGAGACGUGUGAAUCAGGCUAUCUAUCUCCUCACAACUGGUGCUCGUGAGUCUGCUUUCAGGAACGUUAAAACUAUUGCUGAAUGUUUGGCUGAUGAACUUAUUAAUGCUGCCAAAGGUUCCUCUAACAGUUAUGCAAUCAAGAAGAAGGAUGAGAUCGAAAGAGUUGCCAAGGCCAACCGUUAAGGGGCUGCGAAGAAGUUUUAUGCACCAAGGAGAAUUUUGUAUGUGUCUUGUUUAAUCACUCAUUAUGUAGAAGUUAUCGGACUAAGCUUCAAAUGUGAGACAUGUCUCUGUCAUUUAUGUUAUGAAACCAGUCUUGGAUUGUGUAAUUUUAUAGCGUUAGAUGCGCAUGAUUUGAAUUUUAUUAAGAUUAUGCUUUUUGAACUUUUGAUAA